CCUGAAGCAGGAUGUUCACCAACUUAGAUCAUCUUGUCUCGAAUGUCAACUUCCAUGGGAGACGCAAUGCUAUCUGAUCUACCUUAAUCUCUGUGACAGAGUUUUCAAAUCACCAUGGCCAUCAAGAAAGUGCCAGUCCUCCCUUACCGUCGAGGCUCGGACGCCUCCGAGGCCGACUUCUUCGACAUCCCCGACGAACCGUGCUGGGCCAUCAUCAAGCGGCAGCUGCGACACCUGCGGACCUGGGUCGCCUUCAUCUUCUUCGUCCUCUUCAUACUCUUUCUCCGCCGGGAGAAGCCCCCGCCGCCCAAGGUAACCCAUAUCGACUACAGCCGCGUGGACUGGUCCCGCUAUGCCUACAGCCAAUAUGCCACCUCGAGUCCUUACCUCUGCAACGCCCUGUUGACGUUCGAUGCCCUUGAUCGCCUGGGUAGCAAAGCGCAGCGCGUGCUUUUCUACCCCGAGAACUGGGAUGUGAUUGUCGAGAGUGACCGGGAUCGGGAUAGUCAGAUGCUGGCGCUGGCGUAUGAAAAGUACGGUGCGCUGCUGGUGCCGAUCGAUGUGCAGAUGGUCAAGGCUGGAGCCGGCCCAAGCGAAUCCUGGGACAAGAGCACCAGCAAGUUCCUGGCCUUCGGCGAAACCGAAUUCGACCGGAUCAUCCACGUCGACUCGGACGCGACCAUCCUCCAGAACAUGGACGAGCUCUUCUUCCUGCCGUCGGCCCAGGUGGCCAUGCCCCGCGCCUACUGGCAGCUCCCGGACACGCGGCAGCUCUCGUCGCUGCUGAUCGUGCUCGAGCCGUCCUUCAAGGAAUUCUACGCGCUGACGGCGGCCGGCGAGGCGGUGACGUACGGCCAGGUCAACACCACCGGCACCACGACCGCCCGAUACGACAUGGAGCUGAUGAACGAGCGGUACGGCGACUCGGCACUCGUGCUGCCGCACCGCCAGUACGGGCUGAUCACGGGCGAGUUCCGCGCCGAUGACCACCGCGCCUUCCUGGGCAACGACUGGGAGGCGUGGGACCCCGAGCGCGUCCUGAGCGAGGCCAAACUCGUGCACUUCUCCGACUGGCCGCUCCCCAAGCCGUGGAUCAUGUGGCCGCAGGAGUUGCUGGCCGACAUGCUGCCCAAGUGCAAGGUCAAGCCCGGGACGCUCCAGGAGAGCGGGUGUAAGGAUCGCGAGAUCUGGAAGAAGCUGUAUGAUGAUUAUCGGCGGAGGCGGAGGGACGUAUGCAAGCUUCUCAGCUAUCCAGCGCCGAACUGGCCCCCACGGGACGUUCCCGAGCCUCCUCCCUCGCAGGAGGAAGCGAGUCAACCACUUUCAUGAUUAUCGCGUAUACCAUUCACGGCCUUUUUUCCGGCGCCAUCGGGCGUUUUUUUUUUAGAUCGGUUUGGGACACGAGGACUUUUUUUUUUAUCUCAAAAUAGAUUGUUGUAACUCCAAGGCAUUUCGCAUCUGUACACUAGCCGCAGAAUGGAUCGGGACAUAUUGUGAUUAUUGUAUGUAUAUAGAGAAGGACUCGGUAGUCCAGUCACAUGUCAAUAUGAGGUUCAAGCACG
Messenger RNA from Aspergillus japonicus CBS 114.51, 1562 nucleotides. Its product is annotated as nucleotide-diphospho-sugar transferase. Gene Ontology annotation, molecular function: glycosyltransferase activity. Lineage: Eukaryota; Fungi; Ascomycota; Eurotiomycetes; Eurotiales; Aspergillaceae. The transcript has 3 exons. Bases 115 to 1329 code for a protein of 404 amino acids. The record is from RefSeq and is a predicted model, not a curated record.